AUGUCGAGCGAACUAACAAACAGCGAUUUCCGCCUCAUCUUUGACAACUACGAAAAGGAAAAGAAGGAAAGGGAAAACAACUUGCUGCUGAAGGAGCAGAAGAAAUUGAAGAGAAAACAAAAAUAUUUAACAAAAAAAAAAAAAAGUGAAGAAAAAGAAGAACAAAAAUAUAGAGACAGAGCAGAAGAAAGGAGAAAAGGAAUCGUAAAAGAUGUUAAGGAUGCAAGUGUGCUAUAUGACAAUGCGAAUAACACAAUUGAUGAGUCGAAAUUCAUGGGAGGAGAUACGGAACAUACCCAUUUGGUUAAAGGGCUUGACUAUUUACUUUUAAACAAAGUAAGAAAUAAAUUAAUUGAUAAGAUAAGCUCAGAGAAGGAAAAAUUAAAAGCAAAUAAAACGAGUGAUGGUCGGAUAUCCAACAAAAUACCAACUUUUUCCAACGAAGAAUCGAGGCACAUUUUUAAAUAUUUUUUUCUGUAUGAACAUCCACAUCAUAUACAUUUUAAAAAGAAAAUAGAGAACAUUUAUGAUAACAUAAUAAAUAAUAUGAAAUUUAAAAAUUACAACAAAAAUAUUUACUCCGUUAAUUAUAAGUACAACAUCAGUAUGGAGGUGGAAAAAAAUGAUGUGCCUAUCAGGUAUAUAUACAAGGUAGAAGACGUUAAGGUGAAUUAUACUUACCAUUUGAAAGCCUCCGUUUUGGACGAAAUAGAUGAACAGAAUUAUGAGCUUGUCCAGGAGGACGACGAUGACAUUGACAUUUUUAAGAACGAUGAGGAUGCGGUUAGCGGUGACGCCAAACGGGCUAACAGCACAGCCACUGCGACGGAUGCUGCGAAUGUUAGGGGCAACCACCUGGGAAGCAGCGCAGAUGAGGAGGAGAUGAAGAAGAAGGACGACGAUGAUGAUAAUGAUAGUUAUAGUGAUAAUGAUGACGAUGACGAUGACGAUGAUGAUGAUGAUGAUGAUGACGAUGAUGGUGACGAUGAUGAUGGUGGCAGAUCAAAUGCCAGUGGUGGGCACACGAAGCAACGCAAUGAGGAAAAACACGAAAAAGACGAAAAUAAAGAGACACAACUGGAUAAGGGCGAUAACAUAAACUUGUUCUAUUCUGGAAAAUUGCCCUAUAAAGGGAAGAGCAAAACUGAAAAUGAGAAUAAUAAGAACAGCCUAACUGGAAACGUUUUUAAGGACACAUAUGAUGAGUGCUAUCCGGGUUAUAGGAAGAGCGGCUUUUUUUAA
Messenger RNA from Plasmodium cynomolgi strain B, 1242 nucleotides. RefSeq names its product RED-like protein. Gene Ontology annotation, cellular component: nucleus. NCBI's taxonomy places the organism in Eukaryota, Apicomplexa, Aconoidasida, Haemosporida, Plasmodiidae. Gene Ontology annotation, biological process: mRNA splicing, via spliceosome. Bases 1 to 1242 code for a protein of 413 amino acids. The record is from RefSeq and is a predicted model, not a curated record. The transcript has 2 exons.